AAUCAGCAGCGCCGUGUGACGCGGAAGUGCAAUGGCGGCGAAUAGAGCGGGUGUGGAGUCCGGCAAAGAGAGUAAACAAGGCAUUAACCCCAGCGGACAAACGAGUCCUAAUGAGGAGCUGAAAAGCUCUUUCAAAGACUGUUUCUCUUCCCUCCUCGACUCCAUCGCCGAGUUCGGUCCUGAGCUCAAAGUAUGUGCUAGAGUGUUAAGCAUCACUGCCAACGUGAACGCUGUUAACUUCUCUGACCUGAAGUCAUCCCAUGUGUACAACUGUUUACAAUGGCACAUUGCCAAGUUACAGGUAAUAUCUUCAAAUCUUAAACAAAUCGUGGAAUCAGAGAGCCUGUCUACCUCAGUGAAUAGUAAAACAACAGUAACAUCUAGCAACGAGCUAGCAACAACAUCUGAACAAGAGAUGGAGGUAGUGCACGUUCCAACCACAUCACAAGAUCACACUGCCUCCAUAAAAACUGCAAAGGCCCAGGUUGAUGACAGCAGUGUUCAGAUCAAAGCUGGGAAAGCUGAGAUUGAACGCAGGAUAUCUGCAUUUAUAGAGCGCAAACAGCUGGAGAUCAAUGAAAACAAUGUGCGGGAGUUUUGCAAUGUGAUCGACUGCAAUCAGGAAAACAGCUGUGCCAGAACAGAUGCUGUCUUCACACCAUAUCCUGGAUUCAAGAGUCAUGUCAAAGUGACACGAGUGGUGAAUACAUAUGGCCCCCAGACUAGAGGGGGGCGCUCUGAACAGGGAGAACAGCCAGGCUCAUUCAGCAGAGACUGUGGAAACCCCGCCAUUGAAGAGCGACUGCACAACAUAGAGGCUCACCUGAAGCUAACAGCAGCAGGUCCUGUACCACAGAGCAUUUACCAGCGGCUGAAGAAGCUAGAGGAUCGAAUUCUGGAGCUUGAGGGUCUUUCCCCAGAGUACUUCCACUCCACAAGUUACUCACACAAACGUCCAAAAGCUUCAGUUUCUCAGAGCUACAGCUUGACUGAGUUGGAUGGGAAGAUCAACGCAGUUAAAUCUGCCUUGUUAAAGAGAGCGAGCGAGUUCCAGGCCACAGAAGUGAGGGAGUUUCCAUUUUGAAACAUUUGUCCAUGUACAUUCAAAAGGCAUUCACUCCUUAAACACAGACUUUACAUGCUUACUCCCCUUUCAGAGUCAUGUGAAUCUGCAAUGAGGACCAGUAUAAUUUUUUUUGUUAUCUUUGUUUGAUGUGUAGGUGGACAGCUAUCUUGGCUCACAGUUUGAAGUAGUGACUGAGAGAACAAAUCCAUGCUGUCUUUUUUCAUUUUUGUAAAUAUAUAUUUUCUGUAAGACA
Molecule: messenger RNA, 1319 nt
Organism: Pygocentrus nattereri (red-bellied piranha)
Lineage: Eukaryota; Metazoa; Chordata; Actinopteri; Characiformes; Serrasalmidae
Gene: mbip
Product: MAP3K12 binding inhibitory protein 1
Exons: 9
Coding region: 32-1084 (350 amino acids)
Cellular component (GO): cytosol
Source: RefSeq, a predicted model, not a curated record